Molecule: messenger RNA, 11700 nt
Organism: Paramuricea clavata
Lineage: Eukaryota; Metazoa; Cnidaria; Anthozoa; Malacalcyonacea; Plexauridae
Source: the annotation of a GenBank genome assembly
GUGGUGUGUGAGAACUAUAACAUAUGAUAUCAGGGUGAUCUAAGCGAAUUACCGUAUUGACUAUGAAACUAUUACCGAAAAAAUUUAAUGAGCUGGGUGUAAUGUUGUAAUACUUAUGUUUUUGUUGUAUGUAGGUGGUGUGUAAGAACUAAAACAUGUGAUAUUGAGGUGAACUGAGCGAAUUGCCGUAUUGACUGUGUAACCAUCUGCUGGAAAAAUUUAAUAAGUUGGGUGUAAUUAAUUAAUGUUGUAAUACUCGCGUUUUUGUUGUACGUAGGUGGUGUGUGAGAACUAUAGAAUGUGUGAGAUUAAGGUGAUCUGAGCGAAUUGCUAUAUUGAUUGUGUAACCAUUUGUUAGCCCUCCGUUUUGAUUUUGAGGAGGGUUCCUUGAGGGAACCCUCAUUUUGGAAAUCAUGGAUGGAACUUACCUGUGAAACUUUGAAAUUAUUGUAAGGUGUCUUAGACCCUCAUUCUAGUAAUUCUGUAAGGGAGGCGAAUCGCCCCCCUUGUGAGAAUUUGAUUUUUGAAAUCUGGAUGUGAGUCCCAGGUUGGGACUCACAUGUUUUUCCUAAAGUGGGUCCCUCGAGGGCACCUCUUUUUGUGAAACAUUGGGAUUACUAUAUGGAGGAGACAAAUCUGAUAUUUGCGAUAGUUUGUCUAGGUCUUAUUUGGAUGUAUAUGAAUAAGACUAGUGAGGAUAGGAAAAUGUUUGCAGGGAGUUUGCGAAAGAGAUGGUCGGCCCCUUACUUGCAAGAGUUUGUUGAGAAUGAUGAUGGAGUUUAUGAGGGAGAUGUUAUGAGAGAGCGUGAUGAUGGUCAUUUUGUUAGGUUUACUUGAAGUUUACUUGAGGUUUACUUGAAGUUUACUUGUAAGAUAACUUAAAUCUACUUGAAAUUUACUUGUAAGAUAACUUGAAUCUGUUGGUAAGAUAUCUAUGAUUUACUUGUAAGAUAACUUGAAUCUACUUGUAAGAUGUCUUAAAUCUACUUGCAAGAUAUCUACUAAGAUAACUUGAAUCUACUUGUAAGAUGUCUUAAAUCUACUUACAAGGUUAUCUAUGAGCAUCUAUGAGUUAUCUGUGAGUUAUCUAAAAUCUACUUGUAAGGUCAUCUAUAAUCAUUUAUGAGUUAUCUACAGGGUGUAUCAAAAAAAACUGAACAGAUUUAAAAUUGCUCUCAAUUUCGCAAAACAGCUAUUUGUAUCUGGUUUUUUAUAUAUAUAGCUUCUUUGGGUACUUAUAAUGUAAAAUAAUGAAAAAAAUUUCUCGAACUCAAAUUUUGUGAACCAGGGGGGUGUGUCUUUUCCAACAAACUAAAAAUGGCUCGCGCACAAAAUUUAAAAGCUGCAAUCAUAUUUUGAGUUAACAGAUGGAAAAUGUGUCGGGAUUUUAAUUACUGUACAAAAUUUCAGACAAUUUGGUUUAGUUUAAGCCCCUUAACUAUUCACGCAAAGUUACAAUUUUCCCGAAAAAUCAGCUAUUUGCAUGCUUAAUUAAUGCAUUUGCCUAAUUUGCAUAUGUCAGCAAUAUGCAAAUUAGGUAAAGGCUUAAUUAAGCAUGCGAAAGGCUGACUUUUUAGAACAAAAUGAAUAGUUAAAGGGCUUAAACUAAACCAAAUUGUCUGAAAUUUUGUACAGUAAUUAAAAACCCGACAAGUUUUCAAUCUAUCAACUCAAAAUAUUAUUACAGCUUUUAAAUUUUGUGCGCGAGCCAUUUUUAGUUUGUUGGAAAAGACACCCCCCCCUGGUUCACAAAAUUUGAGUUCGAGAAAUUUUUUUCAUUAUUUUACAUUAUAAGUACCCAAAGAAGCUAUAUAUAUAUAAAAAACCAGAUACAAAUAGGUGUUUUGCGAAAUUGAGAGCAAUUUCAAAUCUGUUCAGUUUUUUUUGAUACACCCUGUAUAAAGUUGGUGAAUGAAUCGUUCAGGUUGGUGGUAAUUCCUUGAGGUUGUGAGUUGACUAUGUUAAGUUGGGGAUUUCCUUGAAUCUUGCGGUAUUAGUUGCAACCUGCUGAGAAUUUUCUCUGAAUCUUGCGGUUUGAUUGCGGGACUUGUGCGGUCUGCUUGUAAACUUCGGUGGUGUUAAUAACAAUUCGUGCUUCUCCUGCUAGGAUUGAAAAAUACCGCUGGUAUAAUAAGUAUGGAGAGAGAAAUUCUCAUUUCCUCUUAUGGAAGACAACCUGGUUUCACCUGUAGAAAUAAGUUAAAACAUCAUGUAUAGUAUAGAUAAAGAAAUGUAUUCCAAGAGUUACUGUUGUGAUAAUAAGUAUGUGUUCCUUAAGAAUAGUAUCAGUAUUGCAGGAAGGACUUAUAAUAUUGAGGCAGGGAAGUAUGAGGUGUCCUCUGGGAAGACAAAAUCUGUUUAUCCUUCACAGGUAAAAAGAUGUGUAAGUAAGUAUGUGGAAAAGUCUGGGAUAGAUAUAGUUGUUAGUGUAAUUGUGAAAAUCAGAAAGCUACUAAACAGUGAAAAUCUUAAGUAUUGCCCUAGUAUAAGAUUCCAUCUUGUAAGAGUUUGUAGUGCGCUUGGAAUUGAGCCUAACGAACGAUUACGGGAUCUUUAUCCAUCUAAUAUUAAGGCUAAGCAUGAAUUCCUAUUCUACGGAAUAAUUGUUCCUACUAUUGGUCUCGAUGUGAGUAAGUGUAAGUACUUUCACGAGUGGUACAUAGAUCUUGAGCGAAGAGCGAGGGAUUCGGGGGAUAUUUGUAUUGGACCUGAAUGGAUAGAUUGGGAUGAUCGUUGGACGGAGUUCUGGUAUAGGGAAAACAAUGGGCUGAAUGACGGAUUUGUAAUAUGUGGGAGAGGAAGAUAGUUAAACCUAUGGUAUAAUAGAAAUGGAUGGUUGGAAGAAAUUCGAGUUUAAGAAGUUGUUGGAAAAAGAUCAUAGUGGGGAAGACUACCAUACGCUGUUAGAUUGUCUUAUGAAGGUUAGAAAGGUUGUAGAUGAGAUGGAAGGAGUUAGAAUGCCGGAGAGGCUGUUGAAGCGGUAAAAAGUGACCUCAAUUUCUCAUUCAGAGAAGAAAACGAGAAUAAAAGUGAUGUUUUUUAUAAAAAAUGUGUGUUAAAAGGACUCUAGAAGAGGCAAAUUGGUGAAAUCUCGGGAGUCGGGCGAGGUCUAAAAAAUUUUGAGAAAUAAGCAAAAAUGCGCUUGAAAUGGCUCUAGCGCAUGUAAAAUCACCGUUUUCAGAAAAUCAUUAAAAAUGUUGAACCGAUAUCCUUCCACCUCGAAAAUUUAGAAUCGCAUUCUGAGCACUAUUUUUGUGGUUGUAGAGGGUCUAGGAAGCGAAAAUCGAUAGAGUAAAAAAAGUGGUUGUAGAGGGUCUGUGAGCAGUAAUUUGUGAGUUGCCGAUGAUAAAUACAGCAUAAAAAUGGGGUUGAAACGGUCGUCUGAGACCCAAAAUUGGUACAUCAAAUUUGGGGUUGUAGAGCGUCUAGAAUCACAAAAAUGGUUAAUAUCCCAUGAAAAAAGUGGUAAGAUAUCGGCAUUUUACAUACUACUGAUCACAUCAGUCUGCUUUCCGAGAUCUAAUUGGCUGCCGAUGGUAUCUAAAACUUCAAUUAGUUGUGUCACGCAUGAUUUUCCGGAAAUGAAGCCAUGUUGGCAAGAAUUUAUUUGACUGAAAGCAUGUUCUUUGAUACUAAUGAAUACGCUACGCUCCAAGACUUUGGAGACAAGUGAGAGAAGAGAAAUUGGCCUAUAGUUUUCUACAUGAUCUUUAUCCCCCUUUUUGUGGAUGCAUGGGUACAGCAUUGGCAAGUUUCCAUUCUCGAGGUACUAUUCCACUUUUUAAGGACUUGUUAAACAGAAGGCAUGGAGAUGGAGCAAUUUGAUAUGCAGUUUUGGUAAGUAAUCUUGCUGGGAUUUCAUCUGGACCAUGCGCUUUGUUGUUAUCGAGAUUUCUUAAACCUGAGCGCACUGUUCCUUCUGACAAUAUAAUGUCAUUAAAAAUAGUGUUAGUGGUUUCGGAUAUAGAUUGAUGAUUAACAAUAUUGAUAGGAUCACUCGAGAAGAUUGAUACAAAGUAGAGGUUGAAAAGUGUUGCGAUGUCCCUAGGAUUCUCGGCAUAUUCACGAACAUUGUCGUGACUCGUUUUUAUUGAAAUUUUUUCCGGGACAGAACGUGUUGCACCUUUUAGUUUAAAUAGUGACCAGAAACGUUUGGAAUUAGUUUGGAUAUCAAUGUAAUCUAGUAAUCAUGAUUUUUUUCUGUGUUGGUGUAAUGUACUCAGGUGAAUAUGAUGCCUGUGCUGUUACUAGCGUAUAUCCACACCGCGGGCAAGCUUGAUAAAUAUGCCUGGCCACGGUGGGAAUCGAACCUGCGACAUAGUGCCUGCGACUUUCGGAAUACUAGCCCAAUGCUCUGCCCGACUACGCGGUCAGGUCGGUUCAUAUUUUUCAAGCUUGCCUGCGGUGUGGAUAUACACUCAGAGUAACAUCACAAGCAUCAUAAUAUUCACCUGAGUACAUAACACAGAAAAAAUUGUUAUUUUUGUUACAUAUUUAGAAUAUUUUUGGCGUGUACAUGGAAAUUGAACGUUUUAUGUGGAAGCACUUUUGUUGAGGGGCACUAAGGAUCUUUCAGGUUACUUAUGGUCUUCUAUGGAUAUUUUUAAGGUGAUUGAUGGAUAAAUCUGAUGUGAAUCCCUGAUUCAGCAAUUUUGUCCAGAUGUGAUUACGUAAUCUCAAAAGACAAAUUGUAUCAAAGUGUAAACAUUAAAAAGUUUGAAUAGAAAAAAUAAUGUGAAAAUGAUGUUCCAAGGAGUUCCUGACAACCGAUCAUUGAAUGUAGAACCAAGGAGAGGUAAAUUUCGUUAUGUAUCCUUUAUUCUUUGUAUAUAUUAUCUGUGUCUAACUCAUAUUAUCACUAUAUUUCUACAGCUAACAGACCUGAAUUGUAUGAGGUAGGAAUAUGGACAAACAUAUAUUAAAAUGAUAUAUUGACAAAAUUUAUUAAAUUAAGUGUGGUUAAAAAUGUACUCAAAGGCUUUAGAAAAUAACGUUGUUUCUGUAUUUACAGGAAGUGAAGCUUUAUAAAAGCGGACGAGAGAGAGAAAAGUAAGAUUUUAUGAUAUAUGUUAUCUCAAUUCUGUAUUAUUGUAUGUACAACAGCAUUAUCAACUGUCACAUUACAGGCAUAUAUGUAUGCCUCGCCUAAAUGUUUGUCACAUGAAUUAAUCAGAAUCAUUUGGGUGAUGUUCGUACCACAAAAAACACCCUUCCGGAAAGUACAUCACUUUGGGUGCUUUCCAUUUAAUGGCCUUACCGGUCAGACCCGAAUUCUUUUCUCUGUAUCAAUGGAAAGAUCUGGUCUAUGUUUCUCAAAUAUGUGGUGAAAAUGGGCCUCAUUCUAAUGUUAUCUAAAUUUCCCAGUUGAAUAGGUCCGAAGUCCAAAUGUUUUGUGUUCCGUUCAACAAUUUGACCGUUUUGACCGGUCUGGCCGUGUUAAUGGAAAGUGCCCUUUGCAAGAUCACCUGGAAGGUGACACACUUUCCGGAAGCGUGUAAUUGUAUAGUGUAUAUCUAUAAGGAUUCUGGGUAGUACUUAUAGUAAAAUUGAUAAUUAAAUUAUAUCAGACAUUCCAACUCUCCCGAUUUUACCGGGAGUCUCCCGAAAAUUCAUGCAAUCUCCCGUCUCCCGAUUUUUAUCAAAUUCUCCCGAUUUUUCAGAAUAUUCAGGAAAUAUCAUAAAAAAUUAUAAAUAUACUGUUUUUAGCAACAUAAUAGUCUGUCUCGGACCUUUUUUGAAGUUACUUUAUGGCAAUUUAUAGGAUCAUUUAUAACAACAUAGUCCCAAAAUGCAGGAAACACCAUUUCAGAAGACUUAAUUUUUAUUAUUUUUUCCCAGAAGAACUAGAUUUCAAUUCACUGAACAGUCUCCCUAAAUUUUACCUCCAGCAGUUGGAAUGUCUGUUAUAUAAUAUGGAUAUUCAUUAUUAUAGAUAUGACCAAUCUGUAUGUCCACCGAUGUAAUUACCAUUCUCGUACCCAGAGCCCUUCGUAAGCGCGGUGCGACGAGGGGCUCUGGCCAAAUCCAUAUUCCGAACUGGCAUCUGAUUGGCUAGUUCUAACACCAGACAUUGUUUUCUUACCAUGUUUUUAUGGUAUCCGGUUAUGGAUUUGGCCAGAGCUCCUCGUCGUACCGUGCGUAAGAAGGGCUCUGGGUACGAGAAUGAUGUAAUUACAUAAUCAUAAGAACUGCUAAACUGUGUAAGGGGUUGCUAUACCUCAGUAUAGUAAUGCAAAUUAAUGGGAAAAAGACACAAAACAGGCAAAAGACACAAAACUAUGUUAUUGCGUGCUAUUUGCUUUAAAUGUAUAAAUAUGCUUAAUAUGUUUAUAUUGAUAUAUAAUAAAGAAUAAAAAACACAACGGCUGGAACACAGGCUAGCUGUACCAACGACAACUUUUUGACUUCAAACAUAUUACACUGCAUAUCAUAUAUGUUCUUCAAAUAACAACUGAAUGAAAGUUUCUAACUGACCUUUAUGCCCUAUAUAUACUGGCCUUGAUCUGCUAGAAAUCAUUAUUGUAACACUCUUAUAAUCUGAAGCCUGCAUUUGCUUUCUAGAACUUUGUUUUCACAUGUAUUUAUACAUAUGUCAUGUUCAAAGCAUAUUUGAUGUGGCUGCAUCCACCCAAUGUACAUGUAGUACUUGUUAUAAAUAUAGACCACUAGCUUGCAGUUCACUUUACAAUGAGCUCUAUAUGACAUCUGGAGGACAUCCUACAAUAAACCGUGAUGCGGCUGCUCUUCAAUUUCUUUCAAUUAUAAAGAAAAUUUUGCUACUGGUCAAUAAGUGCGAGAAGAUCUGUAUAUCUACACAACAAAAUUGCCCUCACUGUUGAAUUUAAUUAACCCUCCCCACUUAAUACCCUUUUAUUGUUAUAGCAUCCUUAGUUUUACUCUAACGUCAAAUUAAAAUGAAAAUGAUUUGUUUCCUUAUUUUCAGAUAUGACAAUUUGGCUGACCUUUUUGCAGUGAUCAAUACUUUACAGGCCCUAGAAAAAGCCUAUAUCAAGGAUGCUGUUACACCAAAAGAGUGUGUAUAUUUACAAAUUAAUAAAAUUAUAAUCAAGUGUAGUGUACGUAAAAUAUAUCGAUGUUUAGAAAGAUUAUGAUGUUACUCUGAGUGUAUAUAUCCACACCGGGCGAGCUUGAAAAAUAUGCCCGGCCACGGUGGGAAUCAAACCUAUGACCUGAGCUACGUGGUCGUCAGGUCAGGUCGGUUACUCGGUUCGAGUAAGUGAUAUUUUGGAACAGAAUCUCGUUUCUUCAAUACCAAAUAAUGUAAUCUAGUAAUAUGAUUUUUUCUGUGUUCAUUGGUGUUGUGUACUCAGGUGAAUAUGAUGUUUGUGAUGUUGCUCUGAGUGUAUAUCCACACCGGGCGAGCUUGAAAAAUAUGCCCGGCCACAGUGGGAAUCGAACCUACGACCUUUGGAAUCAGGGUCUUAGCUAGGAUUUUAGAACUUGGGCGUGUUUCUAAAUGACCAGGGUGUGCACAUGUCAAUUACCUCAAAUAGCCAAAUUCGCGGUUCUAGUUAUUGUCGCCAACAACAGACCAUACCUGUGGUUGUUCUAUGCUUUGCAACCAAAUACAAGGCAAGCAUACGCUCAUAUUACGCACUGACAUUAAAAUAUUAAGUUUUUUCAGCAACUCUUGGGGGUAUUUAAAACCAUUGUAACACCAUACAGUUCCCAUUAUCCACCAAAAUAUUAAAACAUCACAUGCAGAUCACUUUCGCCAAUUUCAACAAUAACCGUAGAUUUUACAAACUUUCUUACAACGUACAGUGAAUAGGAAGAAAUUCUGUCUGUUAUUUUAUGAACCUACACAGCCUUAUAUAAAUAAUGAAACCGCAUUCAUUUUAUCUAGCCGUGUUUUUCCCUUUUUGGCCGCGAUAACACGGCCAACACGGCCCUCUGGCUAAGACCCUGUUUGGAAUACUAGCCCAAUCUCUGCCAACUGAGCUAUGCGGUCAGGUCGGUUCGAGUAAGUGAUACCGUAUUUCGGAACAGAAAUGUGCUAGCUUGCAAUAUUUAUCAGAAACACUAUGUUGGACAUUUUACAAAGUUAUAGCAUUACAGUAUAUUACUUUUAAUGAUGAUGAAAAGUUAAUUACAUUUUGAUUUUUUGAAAGUGCAUAUUAUAUACAGUAUGUUUUCAGGAGAAACAGAGUGGCUAAUUAAAUGCAGUAGCAUUGACUGCCAAGUGAACACAAACUGACUUACAUUUCAAUGUUUGACCUAGGAGCCUACUUAGUGUGUGUGUGUGUGUGUGUGUGUGUGUGUGUGUGUGUGUGUGUGUGUGUGUGUGUGUGUGUGUGUGUGUGGGGGGGGGGGAAGGUGAGAAUUUAGGUUGCCAACUUUACACCUCCAAUUUUGUAACUGCAUUAGUCUCAGAGUUUUUUUUUUGCCUAAUGUUUGCAAAUGUUCUAUUAAAUAAUAUACCCUCUCAAGGAUUUUAUAAAGUUAUCAUUCUCACUUGUUUUUUUAAGAAAUUCUUGAGGGGGGGGGGGGGACGUGACCCCACCCCAUAGAUUCAGUCGUUGUUACUAAGUUGCAAGACACAUCUGUCAUCUCACAAAAACAAGAACACAUGUACAAUGGGUUUUCAAAGUUUGAAGAACAGUGUAGUUAUAUUAAUCAUGAAAUUUUUUAUAGAUACACUGCAGCAUGUUCAAAGUUACUGGUUCAAUACAAAGCAGCUUUUAAACAAGUUCAAAAUGAUGAAUUUCCAACUGUGGAAAGGUUUAUGAAGAAAUAUAAGGUAUUAUAAUUGUUUGUGAAAUACAUUUAGACAUCUAGUAGUCGUUGUUUAUACAAUGCCAAUUUUCCCUUUUGACGUGUUGUCAAAAUUGAACCCAUGCAUGCAUUUCUACUUCGCAAUAUAUUGCCAAUAAUUUUGGUCUUAGCAAGCAAUAUAUAGUACGUACACGACGCAAAGGUAAAAAAAGACACGAUUGUGAGACAAAUAUAAAAUACAAAAUUGAAGACGGAACUUGCUCACACCUUCCUGUCUUAUUAGAUACUUCAAUCUCAACUUAAACAUUGUUGAUAUUAUGUUUCCUGCAGUCUGUUAAGUAAACUUUCAUAUUUAGUUGGAUUGUCCAGCAGCUUUGGAACGUAUCAAAGAAGACCGACCUAUAACAAUAAAAGAUGACAAAGGAAAUACAAGCAAGUGUAUCGCUGACAUUGUUAUGGUAAGAAAGUUUAUAAUUUGAAUGGAGAGCUGUAGAUUUCACCAUGAGUACCAGUACGACUACUUUUAAAAAAUCCCGUUGCCAGUUUGGCCCAUUGAACUAUAUAUAGAGUAUAUACACUGGAAAGAGAUGUCGGGGGGGGGGGGACUGAAGACAUGCUUUGCAGGUAGUGCCAGUCCAAUUUUGUUGAAAAAUGCAUUUUUUAUAAAUUUUAGCGUGUUAAUUUCCUAUUACGCUUUUCUUUUUCAUCGAAGACCAUACUACAGGACAAUUGAACUUUUCAUCCAAUUAAUACUUCAAUAAGCAAUAAUCGUUCAACUUCUGAAAUAUUCAGAACUACAGUAAUCGGAAAACCAGAUUUGAAUGCCAUUCAUUUCAGUAUUUUUCUUGCAAAUUUUUGCUCAAAAACAAUCUUUUGCUAGAAUUUUUCUCACUUUUCGAAACUCUCCACGGAGCCAGAGGCUCAGAGUUUUGAAAGUUAGUUUUUCUGCGCGUCGGCUUCAAUGAAUCGUAGGCCUUUUUCUUGGGAGUUAACUUGGUGAUUAAAUUAUUUGGCCACGGCUACAAAUUGUAUAGGGCGUCAGUACAUGAUGGUAUAAGAAGAUGGCGUAAGAUUGUAAGAAUAUACAUAUGGCGUGUCCAAAUAGACGAAAUCUCCUAGCCGUACUCGUAGUCAAAUCUAAAGCUCUCUAUUAAGAGUCGUUCACUACAGUACUUUGGGCAAUUGAUAUAUUCGAAAAACUACACGGCCAGGUAAAAAACAAAAGCUUUUUAAACCAUGAGACUUCAAUCAAUAAAUAUUCGUAUUAUUAAUAUCUAACUUCUACUGUAAUAAAAUUAACUAUAAUGUAGAGAUAUGUAUGCAGUACAUCACCAAAAUUACAAAAUUAUUCGUUUGUCAAAAUCCCGUUGAAAUUCUGGUAGAUUUCAUUUUUCACAUUCACUUUUUAUUUCUAUUUUUCUCAGCUCUUUAUAACUGUCAUGGAUAAACUACGUCUGCAAAUUAGAGCAACAGACGAGGUACUGUUAUAUAAUUAUUACUUUGUGCAGUAUAUAAUUUGAAUAUGCUUCGUUUUUUUAAUAGAUUGUAUUUACAAUAAAUUGGUUGUUAUGGGAAAUCUAAUGUGUAAAUUUUGGUUUAGUAUAUAUUCAAAAAAUACUUUCACGCAACCGAUCAUAGAUGAUAUUAAUUUGGGGGGUGUUUUCCAACAUGUACGUUGAAAUGAGAAAAUAAUACACCCUUUCGAUAAUUACGUCACACAUACUUUUUGGUCCUGGAGCCUUGUUCUCAUUAGUAAAUUGCGCAAGGUGAUUGGCUCACGAUUCAUGAUAGCGAGGCUCCUAGGCGAAAUGUCGUAAUUAUUGAAAGAGUGUAUUCAAUAGACCUUUCCCCUUAUGAGUGAAAUUUUGAUCUAGAUAUGCCUGGACAAAAAUUUCAUAACAGCUUGAAAGAACAUCACAAAAUUAGUAAUAUUCCGAAGUUUCGUUGCAAAAUGUUGUAAAAUGCGGAUAAUAUAGCCUUGCGAAGUUUGCCGUUUUUCAGUCAUUUUGCAUUACAAACGGGAAAUUGAUAAUCAGAUGAUCAAACUGAUCAAUUAUCAAUUUCCCAUUUGUAAUACAAAAUGACUGAAAAACGUCCAACUUCGCAAGGCUAUAUUAUCCGCAUUUUACAACAUUUCGCAACGAAACUUCGGAAUAUUACUAAUGUUGUGAUGCUCUUUCAAGCUGUGGUGAAAUUUUUGUCCAGACUUGUCUAGAUCAAAAUUUCACUCAAAAGGGGAAAGGUCUAUUGUGAUCCUCGUGAUUCCUAAAUUGAUGAGUUAUAUUUUAUUAGAUCCACCCAGAUUUGAGAGAUUUACUGGACACAAUGAACAGUUUAAGUAAGCUCGCCGAGGAUUUUGAAGGAAAAGUUAAAGUAAAAACAUGGUAGGUAAUUGUUGAUAAGCAGUAUCAUAUCUUUAACGGUAAAAAUGUUUCUGUGGCACAUUCAAAAAAUUGAUAGGCGCAUAUAAUAAUUAGCGAUCUUUAUAAGAAAUACAUGAACUACCUGAAAAUACAAGAAGAACUUCGACCUUUCCAGCGAAGGCCCUUCUCGGAACUUAGUUGGCCACUACACUCUAAAUUACAAUUCCUGGUUAAACUACCUGGUUAGCAAUACAGUACUCAUAUUUAGAUUAACUUAAUAUUCCUGCUCCAGGGUCCCCUGGUUAUUAUUUAUGCACCUAACAAUUUUACCAGAAAGUCCUGCAGUUUUAGACUCCAGUGCUUUGAAACGGUCCAAUAGGUCAGGUAUAUAAUCAUGUAGGUUUCUAAUGAAUAAAUCUAUAGCUAUAGUUCUGUACCAUGAAAAUAUUGAAGAAUAACAAGAAAAUAUUUUUGUUCUUUGUCUAGGCUGGAUACAAUGGGCCAAAUGAAAGCCAGCGAUGAGCUGUCGGAGGACCAAGCACGACAAAUGUUAUUUGAUUUAGAAACUGCAUAUAAUGCUUUCAACAAAUCUUUACAUUGA